UGGAGUGUAUAAAAGCGUAAUGACCACUGUCAUUUGAUAUCAAAUCAAUUCCAUCGCUUCAACAGUGACCAUCUGAUUUAUUAUUCAAUUUAAAAUGGCAUCAACAAGCAUUAUCUUCGUCGUUCUGGCCAUGUUCUUCUCGGCUACAUUUGGAGCAAUUGUGCCUUUUGCCACAUCGUACAAUGCACACGCAAUCAAUCACGCAGUUGCCACUCCAUUUGCAGCACCAGUCGUGUCUGCUGCAGCUCCGUUCGUAGCCGCAGCACCCGCACCACUUGUAGCCGCCGCAGCUCCAUCUCCAUACUUUGCAGCUCGUGCUUCAUAUGUGCCGUCACCAUACGCAACAGCUUACUCAUAUCCAUACACCUAUCCAUAUCUCUUCUAAGGAAAAUGCCAUGUGUAAAGAAUAUCGUCAUAGUUUAGUGGAAAUCAGAUGGAAUCUGAUGAAAAUAUGACUGAAUUUUGAAGAAUUUAAUAAAACAUUUGUUACAAAUCGAAAA
This is a messenger RNA of Contarinia nasturtii (swede midge), 500 nucleotides long. RefSeq names its product cuticle protein 16.5-like. The transcript is spliced from 2 exons. The record is from RefSeq and is a predicted model, not a curated record. The coding region runs from base 95 to 385 and encodes 96 amino acids. Lineage: Eukaryota; Metazoa; Arthropoda; Insecta; Diptera; Cecidomyiidae.